Messenger RNA from Hipposideros armiger (great roundleaf bat), 2238 nucleotides. It is a transcript of the gene SHF, whose product is annotated as Src homology 2 domain containing F. The coding region runs from base 41 to 1507 and encodes 488 amino acids. Gene Ontology annotation, molecular function: phosphotyrosine residue binding. NCBI's taxonomy places the organism in Eukaryota, Metazoa, Chordata, Mammalia, Chiroptera, Hipposideridae. The record is from RefSeq and is a predicted model, not a curated record. The transcript has 7 exons.
CCGGACCACAGCGCUCCCCUUGCUCAGUCUGGCCGGCCCCAUGUUACUGAGCGGAGCUCCUCCGGCUGGCUCCGGCCCGGGGCCCCGGGCGCAGGGGAGCGCGGGGAGCGGCCCGGGGGGAUCGCGCCGGAGCGCCGGGGGUGCAGGAGCUGGCCCAGGAGGGGGCGGCAGUGGCGGAGUGGCCAAGUGGCUCCGGGAGCACCUUGGCUUCCGUGGGGGGGGCGGCGGCGGAGGUGGGAGCAAGCCGGCGCCCCCCGAGCCGGACUACCGUCCCCCGGUACCCUCUCCGGCCGCACCCCCCGCGCCACCCCCGGAUAUCCUGGCCGCCUACCGGCUGCAGAGGGAGCGCGACUUCGAAGACCCCUACUCCGGGGUGCCGUCCGGCUCCGCUGCCCUAGCCACCCCGGCGGUUCCCGGCCCCACGCCGCCCCCGCGCCACGGCUCGCCUCCCCACCGCCUUAUUCGGGUAGAGACUCCUGGCCCCCCAGCGCCCCCGCCCGAGGAGCGGAUCUCUGGACCCCCCGCCAGCAGCGACAGGUUGGCAAUCCUAGAAGACUAUGCGGACCCGUUUGAUGUUCAGGAGACUGGUGAAGGCCCAGCAGGAGCUUCAGGAGCCCAAGAGAAGGUCCCAGAAAAUGAUGGCUACAUGGAGCCCUAUGAGGCCCAAAAGAUGAUGGCUGAAAUCCGGGGCUCCAAGGAGACAGCCGCUCAGCCCCUGCCUCUGUACGACACACCCUAUGAGCCAGAGGAGGAGGGGGACACCCCGGAGGGUGAGGGGGCCCCCUGGCCCCGGGAGUCCCGCCUGCCAGAGGAUGACGAGAGGCCCCCUGAGGAGUAUGACCAGCCCUGGGAGUGGAAGAAGGAACGGAUUUCCAAAGCCUUUGCCGUUGACAUUAAGGUCAUCAAAGACCUACCUUGGCCUCCACCUGUGGGACAACUGGACAGCAGCCCCUCCCUGCCCGACGGGGAUAGGGACAUCUCCGGUCCAGCCUCACCCCUCCCCGAGCCCAGCCUGGAGGACUGCAGCGCCCAGUUUGAAGGAACUGAGAAGAGCUGCCUGUCACCCAGCCGGGAGGAGAAGGGGCGGCUACCUCCCAGACUCUCUGCAGGGAACCCCAAGUCAGCCAAGCCCCUAACCGUGGAGCCCAGCAGCCCCCUGGGGGAGUGGACAGACCCAGCACUGCCUCUGGAAAACCAGGUCUGGUACCACGGGGCCAUCAGUCGAACAGAUGCCGAGAACCUGCUCCGACUGUGCAAAGAGGCCAGCUACCUGGUGCGCAACAGUGAGACCAGCAAGAAUGACUUCUCCCUGUCCCUCAAGAGCAGUCAGGGCUUCAUGCACAUGAAGCUGUCCCGGACCAAGGAACACAAGUACGUGCUGGGCCAGAACAGCCCACCCUUCAGCAGCGUCCCUGAAAUCGUGCACCACUACGCAAGCCGCAAGCUGCCCAUUAAGGGGGCUGAGCAUAUGUCCCUGCUCUACCCCGUGGCCAUCCGGACUCUGUAGAUGUGAGGCCCGGGCACUGUGACAGAUCUAGACUCAGCCCUGUGGCCGUCCCCUGGCCGAGGGCUGUGGUCCUUCCCCGGGAUAUGAUCUCCCAAGCCUUUCUAACCCCUCUCCCCUGGAUCGAGUGGAAGCUGGAGAUUUCUUAAUUUAUUCUAAAGAGGAACGGCUACGGGGGCCUUGAAGUAAGAGGUGGUCUGGAGCUGAGGAGAGAGGAAUCCUAGAGGAGAAAGCAUAGUCCCUGUUGGAAGGCGGCUUCAGAACCGCGGGUCUCCUGCGGGGUGUAAGAUUGCCACCUCCAGCCCCCUGCCGCCCGUAGGGCAGAGGGGCUACCCCGUUCCCCACCACCCUCUUCUCCCGGGGUCACUGCGGACGCGGGCCCGCGGGGACGCCCUGACCAUCUCUCCGCCUCCACUCCAAAACCACCGGCGGGCUCUGCCCAGAGUCUGGCGCGGAGCUCGGGGAAGGCAGACCCCUGGGAUGGAGAUGGCUUUGGGGCGGGAAGAGAAGAGGAACGUCUUGGGCUGGAGGGAAAUUGUGCGGUCCCUGGACCGCCCUGGCUCCCAGCCAGAGGCAAUAAAUAAACCCAGUUCUACCAGGCACAGUCGCGUCCGCGCCUCCAGCGCCCGCCUCCCCUCCCCUCCCUCCGGGUGGACGGGGUGGGGAGCGGCGAAGCGAGCACAGAUCUGUUUAUAAAUCAGCUCUAGAGCAGACACGGGCCGGCUGUGAAAAGC